This is a messenger RNA of Lolium rigidum, 888 nucleotides long. RefSeq names its product adenylate isopentenyltransferase 3, chloroplastic-like. Gene Ontology annotation, biological process: tRNA modification; cytokinin biosynthetic process. The transcript has a single exon. The coding region runs from base 1 to 888 and encodes 295 amino acids. Gene Ontology annotation, molecular function: tRNA dimethylallyltransferase activity. NCBI's taxonomy places the organism in Eukaryota, Viridiplantae, Streptophyta, Magnoliopsida, Poales, Poaceae. The record is from RefSeq and is a predicted model, not a curated record. Gene Ontology annotation, cellular component: mitochondrion.
AUGGGCGCCGCCGCCGUGAUGGAGGUUGAGGAGCAGCAGCAGCGCGGCAGCAAGCCAAAGGUGGUGUUCGUGCUUGGCGCGACGGCGACGGGCAAGUCGAAGCUGGCCAUCGCCCUGGCGGCGCGGUUCGGCGGCGAGGUGAUCAACUCUGACAAGAUCCAGGUGUACGCGGGCCUGCCCGUGAUCACCAACAAGGUGACGGACGAGGAGUGCGCCGGCGUGCCGCACCACCUCCUCAGCUGCGUCACCUGCCCCGACGCCGACUUCACCGCCGAAGACUUCUGCCGUGAGGCGGGUGCCGCGAUCAAGCGCGUGCUCUCCCGCGGCGGCCUCCCCGUCGUGGCCGGCGGGUCCAACCGGUACAUCAAGGCCCUGGUGGACGGCAAUGGCGGCGCUUUCCGCUCUGAGCACGACUGCUUCUUCGUCUGGCUGGACGCCGCGCCGGAGGUCCUCCGCCGGUGCACCGCGGUGCGGGUGGACGACAUGGUGCGCCGCGGGCUGGUGGACGAGGCCCGCGCGGCGUUCGACCCGGACGCCGGAUACACGAGGGGACUUCGCCGUGCCAUCGGCCUGCCGGAGAUGGACGCGUACCUGCGGCGCUCGCAGCACGACGACGUUGAGGACGACGAGGGGCUGCUGGAGAGGGCGGUGGAGGAGAUCAAGGCCAACACGUUCGGUCUGGUGCAGGAGCAGGUGGAGAAGAUCCGGCAGCUGAGCAUGCUGGACGGGUGGGACGUCCGGCGGGUGGACUGCACGGAGGUGCUGGCGCGCAUGGCGGACGGCGAGAGCGUGGAGGAGCCAUGGGGGAAGGUGGUCUGGGAGCCCGUGCAGGGCAUGGUGACGAGCUUCCUCGUGAAGGAGGAGAGCGGGAUCAAGCUGGAGAACUAG